AGCGAGUCAGCCUGAACCGUGGCUUGGGAAGCCGGGCGCAGAGAGAUGUGGCUGCAGAAUCACCAGGGGUCAGUUAUUUCCGACCUCACCCCAGAUGGAGGAGCUCCUGGCCAGCGAGAGUUCACAGAGAGAACCUGACGCUCAGAUCUCUUCGAGGGACUCUGUUUAGGGAGCCCCCACAGAGAAGCCAAAGGAGGAGAGCUCCUACAGAGAAAUGAACCCCUAUCAAAGCUGCACUUUAGGGAUGAGUCUUUUCGUGACUCUGGCUUCACAGCUUGGCCUCUCCUCUAUUACUCCAAUCUUCCUUUCAAUCCUACAUUGCCUCCCUCCAGCACCACCAAUGGAUAUUUCUUUUCUAAAAAUGUUUUUAUGUAGGUUGCUGCCGUGUCUAUGAGAAGCUGGACACAAACUCAUUCCUAAAAUAUGUAGAUGGAAGCUGUGGUAACCAUGGAGACAAGGCGGGUGGCAGGGAGAGGCAGAGACAGUGUGAGAGACCAACAGCAACAGAUAGGAAGAGAGAAGACAUAAGGAGCAAUUCAGACAGAGACCUUCAAACAAGAUGGAAAAAUAAUGAGUCUAAGCAAGACUGAGAGUAAAGAGAGGCAAAGAGAGAGCAUGUGUUACAAGUGUGCCAUGUGCCGUGUGUGGCAGGUCAGGUCUGACGCACAGGAAGGCAUAAAAAACAUACCAAGUGCUGAAAAUGGGGAUCUGGUGAAGCUCAGCGAAGAAUCCGGAUGGUCCUUGUCUGAGUGGUAGAGGAGUCCCCUAAGGAACCCUUAGGUUUGUUGGGGCUGAGGGGAGGUCUGCUAAGAAAGGGAAGUCAGGAUUGGAGCCUCUAGAUUUUGGAAGGUUGAUGUGUGCAUGGGUGGGGGAGCGAUUUGGUACCCGACGCCCCCACCCGCAGAAACUGGGCUAUAAAUAGCACAGCAGAGCUCCGCCCCCCCCCCCCCCAGCUUCUCUCCUUCGGAGCCGGCGCUGUGCCCGGGGCGCUCCGGGAGGAGGGACCAGGAUCCGGCGCGGGGCGCAGAUACUGACACCAAGGGAAUCCGGGUGCCCCCCCCCCAAGCCAUGUGGGCCCCCGGGAACCCGGUUCCGCCACCCAGGCUGCCCAGUGGCCACGGCCUCAAUCCUGGCCGGGCGGAGAUUCUGCGGAUGUUCAGCGAUCUGCUUUGCCACUGAGACCUCAGGCCUCUGCCAACCACCACCCCCACACCCCUAGCCAUCCUCGGCAGGUCCCAGUCCCGGCUCCGUCGGUUCUCUCGCCCCAGCCGCAGCUAUGCUGCACACCGAGGGCCACGCUCUUCUUCGGGCCGUGGGUCAGGGUAAGCUACGCUUGGCCCGUUUGCUUCUGGAGGGAGGCGCCUACGUGAAUGAGGGUGAUGCCCAGGGGGAGACUGCGCUAAUGGCGGCCUGUCGGGCCCGUUAUGAUGACCCUCAGAACAAGGCGCGCAUGGUACGCUACCUCCUGGAGCAAGGCGCCGACCCGAACAUCGCAGACCGCCUAGGGCGCACUGCGCUCAUGCACGCUUGCGCCGGGGGUGGGGGCGCCGCGGUGGCCUCGCUGCUCCUUGCCCACGGCGCAGACCCCUCCGUCCGAGAUCACGCGGGCGCCUCAGCGCUUGUCCACGCCCUGGACCGCGGGGACCGCGAGACCCUUGCCACGCUGCUAGACGCCUGCAAGGCCAAGGGCACGGAGGUCAUCAUCAUUACCACUGAUACCUCUCCCUCGGGCACCAAGAAGACCCGGCAGUAUCUCAAUUCCCCACCAUCCCCAGGGGUGGAGGACCCUGCUCCAGCUCCUCCUAGCCCGGGGGUCUGCACGUCGCCUUCGGAAAUCCAGCUGCAGACUGCUGGAGGAGGAGGGCGGGGGUUGUUAUCCCCUCGCACCCAGGAAGAAGAGGAGAAGCGGGACGUAUUUGAAUUCCCUCUUCCUAAGCCCCCCGAUGACUCCUCCCCUUCUGAGCCGCUCCCCAAACCACCACGUCACCCCCCCAAACCCCUCAAAAGGCUCAACUCCGAGCCCUGGGGCCUAGUAGCCCCUCCUCAACCGGUGCCGCCCGCGGAAGGGAGGCCUGGGAUGGAGCGCUUGACCACCGAAUUCAACGGCCUGACCCUAACGGGUCGACCCCGUCUUUCCCGACGUCACAGCACUGAAGGCCCGGAGGACCCGCCCCCAUGGGCGGAGAAAGUGACGAGCGGGGGUCCUCUCUCUCGUCGAAAUACAGCGCCAGAGGCUCAGGAGUCUGGUCCCCCUUCAGGGCUAAGGCAGAAACUGAGCCGCAUGGAGCCGGUGGAGCUCGACACCCCCGGACAUCUUUGCCCCGAUUCGCCAGAGUCCAGUCGCCUGUCCCUGGAGCGCCGCCGUUACAGCGCCUCCCCGUUAACCCUCCCUCCAGCCGGCUCGGCUCCCUCCCCGCGCCAGUCCCAGGAGAGUCUGCCUGGGGCCGUAUCUCCGCUAAGCGGAAGGAGGCGGAGUCCCGGGCUGCUGGAGCGGAGGGGCUCCGGGACGUUGCUCCUGGACCACAUAUCGCAAACGCGGCCAGGUUUCCUGCCCCCGCUCAACGUCAGCCCCCACCCCCCUAUCCCCGACAUUCGCCCCCAACCCGGAGGUCGGGCGCCUUCGUUGCCUGCCCCUCCCUAUGCCGGGGCACCAGGCUCUCCCAGGACCAAGCGCAAAUUGGUGAGACGACACUCCAUGCAAACCGAGCAGAUCCGCCUGCUAGGGGGCUUCCAGAGUCUAGGCGGGCCAGGGGAGCCAGGGCGCUGAGAGAAGUGAGAGGAGCCAAGGAGGGUGGGGAUCAGGACCUUGAUGGGACAGGUGGGAGAACCAGCUCACACACAUACCAUGGACAGAGGGGUCUCUUGCAUGUGCUCAUGGGAACGGUGCACACACAUAUGGUUAAACAUGUGUCCACAAGCACAGUACUCUUACUAGCAAAGAAGGAUAAGUACUCUAUUUACUGGGCAUAUAGACACAUGCAUUCAUGCCCUGGUCAUUUCACAUGCAUGUGGGAUACUUGUGUACCCACAGGCACAGCACACUAAUAAACACACAUGGCCACUUGUGCUAGGGUCCCAAACUCACUUGCAUUUGUUCAGAAGCAGUAGGGAACCCCCUACUAUGGGUAGUCUCAAAUAUCUUUGCCCUCCUACUGAACCAAUCCCUUGCUUUCCAUGUAUACCCUGCAACACAGCCUAUCAUGAUUUUGCAUACUCCACCCUCUUCAUGAAUAUCCCACCCCAUUCUGCAGGUCUUGCUUCUCUCUCCAGGUCUGGCUCCUUGUUCACACCCUACUUCCAGCCCCAAACACUUUUCAGGAUAUCUUCUUCACUCUUCUUGGGGUUCCUGCAGCAACCCCCAGCCGCAGUUCUGCUGCUGCCCUUCCUGCCUCAACUUCACUUCUCAAUUAACUUCCUGCUUUUUAUUCCCAGCCUGUUCCCCCAACCACUACCAUAGGUUGUUUCAUUUUCCUACGGGGUGGGUCAUGGGCUCUAAGCUUCUCUUCUGUCUGUCUGAGCUUAUGAACACCCCCACAAGGUAGAAGUGGGGAGUAACCCUAAAUCACUCUUCUCUCCACUUGACAUAUCAAAUAAAUGUGUUCAGAAGUC
This is a messenger RNA of Propithecus coquereli (Coquerel's sifaka), 3609 nucleotides long. It is a transcript of the gene ANKRD34A, whose product is annotated as ankyrin repeat domain 34A. NCBI's taxonomy places the organism in Eukaryota, Metazoa, Chordata, Mammalia, Primates, Indriidae. Gene Ontology annotation, molecular function: protein binding. The transcript is spliced from 4 exons. The coding region runs from base 1277 to 2767 and encodes 496 amino acids. The record is from RefSeq and is a predicted model, not a curated record.